Sardina pilchardus (European sardine) is the source of this 1219-nucleotide messenger RNA. Its product is annotated as pepsin A-like. Gene Ontology annotation, molecular function: aspartic-type endopeptidase activity. Lineage: Eukaryota; Metazoa; Chordata; Actinopteri; Clupeiformes; Clupeidae. The coding region runs from base 1 to 1137 and encodes 378 amino acids. The transcript has 9 exons. Gene Ontology annotation, biological process: proteolysis. The record is from RefSeq and is a predicted model, not a curated record.
AUGAAGUGGGUUUUAGUUCUUGGGGCCCUGGUGGCUUUCUCCGAGUGUAUUCGGGUGCCCCUGAUCAGAGGUAAGACAGCCCGGCAGACACUGCAGGAAAAAGGUCUUUGGGAGGAGUACAGGAAAAAGUUCCCAUAUCAGCCCAUGCUCAAGUUCCAGCAGACGCAGAGGCUGAAUGGUAUUGAGACCAUGACCAAUGAUGCUGAUAUAGAUUACUACGGCAUCAUCUCCCUGGGAACUCCUCCCCAGUCCUUCAGAGUUAUCUUUGACACUGGCUCCUCCAACCUGUGGGUGCCCUCUGUGUACUGCACCAGUAGCCCUGCUUGCAAGAACCAUCGGAAGUUCAACCCUGAUGCUUCCAGCACUUUCAACAGCACCACAAAGCCUAUCCAGAUUCAGUAUGGAACUGGCAGCAUGACGGGAAUUCUGGGUUACGACACCCUGGAGGUGGGCGGAAUCACUGUGAGCAACCAGAUCUUUGGCCUGACUAAAACUGAGGGUCUGUUCAUGGAGUACAUGACAUGGGAUGGUAUCCUGGGUCUUGCCUUCCCUUCCAUUUCUGCAGCUGGAGCCACUCCCGUAUUUGACAACAUGAUGGAAAAGGGUCUUGUCUCCCAGCAACUCUUCUCUGUCUACCUCAGUAGAAAGACUGCCACCAGUGCGGUGUUAUUUGGUGAGAUUGACCCUCAGUACUACACCGGCAGCUUGAGCUGGGUUCCUCUGACCUCCGAGACCUACUGGCAGAUCAAGAUGGACAGUGUCACCAUCAAUGGAGAUGUUGUUGCUUGUGCUGGUGGAUGUCAGGCCAUUGUCGACACCGGAACCUCCCUUGUUAUUGGACCGUACAAUGACAUUCAGAACAUUAACGGUUGGGUGGGCGCCAACACCAACCAAUAUGGGAAUCCUGUCGUGUCGUGUGGUAACAUUAUGAGUAUGCCUGAGGUCGUCUUCCAUAUCAAUGGACAGCCUUUUGUUCUACCAGCAACUGCAUUUGUGUCUCAGACAUCCGAUAGCUGUACUACUGGUUUUAGUCCUGGAGGUGGCACUGUCUGGAUCCUGGGGGACGUUUUCAUCAGAGAGUUUUACACUGUCUUUGACAGACAGACAAAAGUGGUUGGUUUUGCUACAGCUGUGUGAACACAAUCUUAUUGUAAAAUUAAAUAUUUACUUUACCAUACCUUGUUUAGUAAGAAUUAUGAACAUGAUUUAAUGUGCACAA